GAGUGGAGGGGGGGGAGAAGAACUGAAUGAAGUGGCCGCCACGGUUCCUCAAUAUCGAAAGAGAAAUAUCAUCCAGUUCCUUAGUGACUUAUUUCGUGUAUUCAUAUAGUGAAAAAUCUAAAUCAGUUUUUCUAUAUUUAUAUAGUAUGUGCUUUAUGUGUGUGUAUGUGACAUAUAAUCGUUUUAAUUAAAAAAUCAGUUGUUUUUUUUGUUCCCCUCUAAUGACACGUGUACAAUAAAUUUGCACGUGUUUUCCUUCUUUCAUCACAAAUCGUCACCAACAUUGAGCAUCACUGGAUUCUAAUUCUAGUUACAUCCGACCUGUUUAUUGUACGUCAUGCCAUACACAAGAGGUUCCGGAUAUUUGAAACGAGCAAACAGUGAUCGGCUUAAUGAAAUCUUCAAUCAGUAUGCCACGCAAGAGAAGAAUGGUGAGAGGUUCAUGACAUCGGCUGACUUUGUUCGGAGUUACCUUGGCCUUUACACUGAUGCCGAUUUCAACCCUGACUCUGUCAAGUUACUCGCUGGAAUCCUUGAUACCAACAAAGAUGGACUCAUCUCAUUUGCUGAGUUUCAAUCUUUCGAGGGCCUUCUCUGCGUGCCCGAUGCACUUUAUAAGACGGCCUUUCAGCUCUUUGACACAAAUGGAAAUGGAAUGGUUGCAUUUGAGGAGUUCGCUGAGGUGAUGAGAAAAACUGUUUUGCAUCAAAAGAUGCCUUUCAAUAUGGACAGCAGUUUUAUAAAAUUGUACUUUGGAAAAGACAAAAAGAGGCUUAUUAGUUAUGCAGAAUUCAGUCAGUUCCUACAUGACUUUCAUGAAGAAUAUGCCACUGAGGCCUUUAAAAAAUUCGACAAAGAUGGCAGUGGUUUUAUAACAGCACUAGAUUUUCAGGACAUAAUGCUUAGUAUAAAAAGUCAUCUUCUCACUAAGGACGUUAAGGAUAAUUUAAUAACGGCAGUUAGUGCUGGACACACUUCGAAAAAAAUCAGUUUCCCCUAUUUUAUGGCUUUUAAUUCUCUUCUUAAUAAUAUGGAGUUGAUUAAACGAAUCUAUUUGAAUGCAACGAAUGGCCAUAGAAAUCAAGAAGUCACAAAAGAGGAAUUUCUUCACUCUGCACAAAUGAUGUCCCAAAUAACGCCACUGGAAGUUGAUAUUCUCUUUCAUCUUUGUGAUUUACUUCAUCAUACGGGAUCUACAGAAGUUGCUGAGAAGUUUAAGCGAUUUGGAAAGAUCGUUUAUAAUGACCUUGUGGCAAUUACUCCCGAACAGUAUUUCAAGCAAAUCACCAAAAGACUCGCUGAAAUCAAAGCCGUUUCCAGUCCAGAGGAACGUGGAGUUGUAGUUCAAAUUCUUGAGAGCAGCUACAGAUUUGUUCUCGGAUCCGUUGGUGGAGCUGUGGGAGCGACUGCAGUUUAUCCCAUUGAUUUGGUGAAGACACGAAUGCAAAAUCAAAGAACAGGUUCAUUCAUCGGUGAAUUGAUGUACAGAAAUAGUUUCGAUUGUUGUAAAAAGGUCAUCAGACACGAGGGCUUCUUUGGACUUUAUCGCGGAUUAGUACCACAAUUAAUGGGUGUUGCGCCAGAAAAAGCCAUUAAACUCACAGUCAAUGAUUUUUGUCGUGACAAAUUUAGUGAUAAAAAUGGAAAUAUUCCACUUGUUGGGGAAAUUGUUUCUGGCGCUUGUGCCGGAGGCUCUCAAGUAAUUUUUACAAAUCCUUUGGAAAUUGUGAAAAUUCGUUUGCAAGUUGCUGGUGAAAUAAUGGGAGGUCAAAAAGUUAGAGCUUGGGCUGUCGUUAAGGAAUUAGGACUAUUUGGAUUGUAUAAAGGAGCUAGGGCAUGUUUCUUGAGAGAUGUGCCCUUUAGCGCUAUUUAUUUUCCAAUGUACGCUCAUACAAAAUCGAGAAUGGCUGACGAAGGUGGAUACAAUACACCAUUAUCGCUUCUUAUUUCCGGUGCAAUUGCCGGUGUUCCGGCCGCUGCUCUUGUCACUCCUGCCGAUGUUAUCAAAACUCGUCUACAGGUCGUUGCGAGAAAAGGACAAACGACAUACAAUGGACUUGUUGAUUGUGCGAGAAAAAUUUACAGGGAAGAAGGAGCGAGAGCAUUUUGGAAAGGAGCAACAGCCCGAGUGUUCAGGUCGUCGCCGCAAUUUGGAGUAACGCUCUUUACUUACGAGGUUCUUCAGAGGUUAUUUGUUGUCGAUUUUGGAGGAUCACGACCAAGUGGAUCAGAACUGAAAGUACCGUCAACAGGUGUUGCCGAUGAGAUCCGAUCGACAAAUCCUGAUCACAUUGGCGGUUAUGAAGUAGCGCUUCCAAUUUUCACUGGAAUCGAAUCGAAAUUUGGCCUUUGUUUACCGAGGUUUCAAUCCUUGAGUAGUAAAUAAAUUUAAAAAUUAAAAAGAAAGA
Leptopilina boulardi is the source of this 2408-nucleotide messenger RNA. It is a transcript of the gene aralar1, whose product is annotated as calcium-binding mitochondrial carrier protein Aralar1. The coding region runs from base 338 to 2386 and encodes 682 amino acids. The record is from RefSeq and is a predicted model, not a curated record. Gene Ontology annotation, molecular function: calcium ion binding; L-aspartate transmembrane transporter activity; L-glutamate transmembrane transporter activity. Gene Ontology annotation, biological process: malate-aspartate shuttle; aspartate transmembrane transport; L-glutamate transmembrane transport. The transcript has 18 exons. NCBI's taxonomy places the organism in Eukaryota, Metazoa, Arthropoda, Insecta, Hymenoptera, Figitidae.